GCUGCGGGCGGAUGUCCGGCGUGACCGUGUGAGUGUGUGUGUUGCUGUGGUUUGUGGAGCAGCUCGGCUGCAUUCCUCCUCUGUCCAGAGACCGAUAGAGAGAACGAAGAAGAGGAGGAGAGAAAAGAAGAAGAAGAAGAAGAAGAAGUAGAAGAAGAGAUUAUUGUUGUUCGGCACCGUGUUGGCUUUUCAAACCAGGUCUCCUCCUCCCCCCGGACACAGACACCGAACCAGGCCCCGAGAGAAAAAUCUAAAAUAAGAAGUGAAGCUCGAGACGGAGGAGAAACGCAGGAGCUGGUUUUAAUCCUUUAUUCUCUGAGAACAAAAAGACGCGUGUUGCCUCCUCUUGAAUCCGCGGAGCUCUCAGGUGAGCCGAGGGACCCGCAGCUGCUCACACGGCGGAUAUCUCCUGUUUUCUAAUGAGGAUUUACAAGAUGGCUGAUGACAGCUAGCCCCAACAAGGACAGAAAGAAACGCGACGGCCCCUUUAAGAUCCGCGGGGUGUAUUUUUAUAUGUUUUACAGCUUUGAUUAUGAUAUAAAAACGCAAACAUGGCCGCCUUUUAGAUCACAAUCACAAUGAGCACUAGCGUCGUUAGCAGCUAGCAGCAUUAGCUGUUUAUCUGUACCUGGGCCACGGUGGAAAACGGUGAGCUGAGCUAAUUCGACCGAGAUAAGGAAGUGGGAUUCAUGUGUUGUUGGCUGAAAGGUCGAAGUGGAGAUCGGAGAAAUAGGUGAACUGGUUUGAAGAGCACAGAUAUUUGAUGGUUGGAUAGAGGAAGAGGAGGAAGACGAAGCAGAAAAGCUCGGCGACAUUCCUGCGGAUCAAACCCUUUGUUUUGUGCGCAGGAGCCGGACUCGACCAUUAGCUAUGCAGCCUGGGAACGAUGGUUUGAUGGGAUUAUAGAUCGAUACAGGGCAGAGGAAGCAGAGGCCUUGUUGUGUUCAGGUAUGCGAGAACUUCGUCUCACGUCGCUUCCAUGUCAGAUUGAAGCUCCCGGAGGUUCCCGUGCUGCUAAUCCGACCUGCGAGGCACCAUUCCCCGUCUCGUAUGUAUAAUUAAACCGGUGAUAGUGGUGCUGCUGGUGGUGGAGGCUGCUCGGAUGCUUAUUUAUGAUUCAGCGGACAAAAGCCUUUCUGCCUGCGUGGUGAUUAUACACAGGGUUUCCUGCGUCCUUGAGCUCCUGAUCUAACAGAUUCAGGGUCUUUAUUUUAAAAAAAAACAUCUAUUGUGGCCAGUGAUCAGGGUGUGGACUCCAUGUUCAGUCCACCCAUGUUGGAAGCAAGACAAAUACCAGGAUCAAGUGUCUUUCCCAUGGUCACGUUGAGUUGUGUGGCUGUUUAGUUGCUCUGUGCCUUGUUUUGCAUUUGCUGGUGAACCUGUCGUGCAGAGGCUUCCUGUAGGCCUGUGAAACACCUAGAAUCUGUGAGGCCCUGUGUGUGCGUGUGUGUGAUUUAGAGGAAAUUAUAGCAGCGUUUACUGUAAUCUGUGUAACGUCAGCUCCUGCUGUGUGUGUGUGUGUGUGUGUGUCGACAUCACCAAGGUGUUGUCACCCUCGCCCCAGGCCUUCGCCGGUCAGUUUUCUGGAAUUCGCCCUCCAUGCUGCAGAAAUAAGCAAUAUACUCGUCAUCUGUCAGGGAGACUCCAGGUGGAACGUGUUGGCUUAGAUCUUUCAGGACGCCAUCGAGUCUGUUUUUAUCUUUUCCUUUCCGAAGACACUCUCUGAGAGUGUCCAGUUUCCUGCAAGGCCUCCGAGGUCUGGGAGAAGUGGGGAACAGAUAGUGUAUGCCUGCCUGCACCAUGAUGGCCUCUGACAUGGCUGAGACGUGGAGGAACUGUUUUGAGGAGGAGCUCAUCUGCCCCAUCUGCCUGCACGUGUUCUCAGAUCCCAUCCAGCUGCCCUGUAAGCACAACUUCUGCCGGGGCUGCAUCAGCGAGGCCUGGGCCAAAGAGUCCUCGCUGGCCCGCUGCCCCGAGUGCAAUCAUGCUUAUACGCAGAAGCCCAGCCUGGAGAAGAACCACAAACUGUCCAACAUAGUGGAGAAGUACAACGCCCUGAGCGUGGAGAAGGCCAGCACGCCGCCGCUGCAGUGCAUCCUGUGCCGCCGAGGCCCACCGCUCCCGGCAGUGAAGGUCUGCCUGCGCUGCAACGCCCCGUGCUGCCAGUCCCACGUCCAGACACACCUGCAGCAGCCGUGCUCAGCCCUGGGGCACCUGUUGGUGGAGGCGGAGGCGGUGAAGGCCUGGACCUGCCCGCAGCACGACGAGUACAGGUUGUACCACUGCGAGGCCGAGCAGACGGCGGUGUGUCAGUACUGCUGCUUCGCCCGCUGCAACCCUAGCCACAGCCACGCCGUCACUGACGUGGAGCUGAGACGCAACGACAUCCGACAAACCCUGUUAAGACAGCAGGAGCGUGUGGAGGAACGAGUGCAGGAGAUCGAAGAGCAGCUUUGUAAACUCGACUCAGACAAGUGUGUGGUGGAGGACAGGGUGUGUGAGCUGAAAGAGGAGGUGCGCCUGCAGUACCAGCGGAUGCACCAGAUCCUGGAGGAGGAUCUCGGUCGGACACUGGAGGCUCUGGACCGGGCUCAGGCUCGGUUCUGUCAGGAGAACUCUGCCCAGGUUCUGGCUCUGGGGGAACAGCGCCACGAGGCUCAGAAGCUGCUGAGCUCCAUCCACACGGCCUUCGGCAAAGCAGAGGAGCUGAGCUUCAUGAAAAACACCAAACCGGUUAAAAUCCUCACAGACAGGUCUCAGGCAUGUAUGGGCAACAGUCUCCCUCCUUACAAAGUUGGGAAUCUAAACUCCAAACUAUUCCUUUCUGAAAUCUCGAAAAGAGAGAAGAGCUUGAAGAGAACAAUGGAAGCUCCCCUCACCCCUCCCUCCACCUUCCUCCAGUCCGUUCCUGCCUAUCCCAGCGGUCAGAGCUCUGGCUCUGGAGCGGACAAACGGAAACAUUCCACUGCCUUUCCAGAGGGGAACGGGAGCGUAGGAAAAACCACCGCUCCAGGUUUCAAGGACUCCUCCUCUUCCUCAUCUUCUUCCUCAUCGCUUGCCAAGCAGCCCUACCUGGGCUCCAGCUCUGCUUCUGGCGAGGGCCAGUCCUCCAAUCAGCAGCCGCUCGGCCCCUGCGGCCCGCCUCACAUCAGUGAGAGCGGCGGGACAGGGAGCGGAAGUGGCUCGCUGACCAACCAUCACUCGGGCUCCGUGUUUGGCUCCUCGCACUUUGCUCCCGGAGGCAGCAGCUCCUCCCACUCCUCCCAGCAGGCCGUGCUGCCGCAGUACGGUGGCCGCAAGAUCCUGGUGUGUACGAUGGAUAACUGCUACUGCUCCGGAGUGCCCUCGGUGUCGGGUCACCGUAGCCAUCCCCCAUACCCGCGCUCGGGCUCCUUCCCCUGGGUCAGCGCCCAAGACUACCCCCCUCCACCUGGCCUGGCGUCUGGAGGUCCGUCCAUGCAGGGACUGGCAGUGAGGGACUGGAUUGACGCCUCUCAGACACACAGACACGCAGAUUUCUACGGGCUGUAUGGGCAGCCCUCUACAAAGCACUAUGUCACCAGCUAACAAGAGUACACACACACACACACACACACACACACACACACACACCAGACAGAUAUAGAGACAGGCACCAAUAUAGCACACCGUUACCGACUUACUAACUGGAAAAAAAUCUUAAUGCAGUUAUACUAUACACACAUUAAAAUAAAUUAAUGUUUAUAUCCACACACAGAUCUAGAGCAUGUACACACAUUCGGGGGCAGGGUCGAUCUCUACGUGUUUUUAUUUUCUUCCUCUCUUUACUUUCGGUCAGUGUCUCAUGUAGUGUAUUAUACGUAAAAUGCAUAAACAGCCAACCCGCUCACUCUGGCUCAGCUCAGCUCAGCAUUUUACGCUCAGACCGAGAGAAGCCGAGGAGCCGAGGAUGAGAUGCAUCCUUUUUAAUUUAUAGAGCAGGAGAUGGAUUGAUAUAAAAUGAACUUUGAAUAGAAAGUCUUCUCACACCUUCAUGGCUUCUCGCUGAGGCUAAAGGGAAAACAAAACGCCGUUGAGCUUUCCAAUCCAGCGUCUCGUGUUUCUCUGAUAUAAUCACCCCUCCAGUUAUACUGAGGUCAGUUGCCUUAUGUUAUUAGCGUCAUAUUUUUCUCUGCCCAGCUGACUUUGUUUGAUUGAUCCUCUAACGAGGGACCGCGGCUCCUUCGUUUCUCUAUUUUCUUAAAUCAUCGUGGCAUUUCCUCCUUUCUUUGCUGAGUUCAGGGAUGGAUUGUACGGCUUGAACACAAAAACGCUCUUCCAUGGAACACCCACAAUGCACUUGUGGACGCCUUGUUAUGCCUGGACUACAGACGCUGACCCACAGAGGGACAGUGGAGCUGCAUCUGAAGGGCCGGGUGUCCCCUCCGAGUUUCAGCCCUUAUCCUUAGCACUCCCUUCCUGCUGCCAGGAUUCCCACAGGACAGAAAAUCUUCUGACAAAGACUGUUUCCGUCUAGUAAUUACUUUGACUUUGUCUUAUUUUGUACAACCGUCGGCGUCACGCUUGUCCAGAGAGACUCUGAUUUUAGAGCAAAAAGGCCAGAAUGGACAGACCAAACCAAUCAAGCAUCUGGAGGAUCUGAUGAUGCUGUAAUUGUACUUCCUGCAGGGCAAAGAUGUCACUUCCUCUCAAUAAGCACACAAGCUCUUGGCUUCCUGUUUGCAGCUGAAAGCAUGCAAGGAAGAGUUUUUUUUUUAAAGCACUCAAAAAAGAAGAACAAUGGUUGGAGAAAAAUAACUGUGUGUGUGAAAGAGAAAAAAAAAUGGUGGGGAGGAAUUUUUUUCAUGGAACUUUUUCUAAAAAGAACAAGACUGGACUGCGAGAUGUAAGCAACGGUUCAUCAUCCUAAAAAUGAGCUGUUACAACAGUCGACAUUAAAAAAAACAACAACAACAUAAAAGUAUCUUUUUUUGUAAAUAUUUUGUGAAAUGGAAAAAUUACAGACGUGAUUUGGAGAAGGGUUCCAAAUAAACAAAUUUAAACUGG
Messenger RNA from Pleuronectes platessa (European plaice), 5025 nucleotides. RefSeq names its product tripartite motif containing 8b (gene trim8b). NCBI's taxonomy places the organism in Eukaryota, Metazoa, Chordata, Actinopteri, Pleuronectiformes, Pleuronectidae. Bases 1786 to 3567 code for a protein of 593 amino acids. The transcript has 5 exons. The record is from RefSeq and is a predicted model, not a curated record.